This is a messenger RNA of Amaranthus tricolor (Joseph's coat), 2422 nucleotides long. RefSeq lists its product as uncharacterized. Bases 134 to 1858 code for a protein of 574 amino acids. The record is from RefSeq and is a predicted model, not a curated record. The transcript is spliced from 10 exons. Lineage: Eukaryota; Viridiplantae; Streptophyta; Magnoliopsida; Caryophyllales; Amaranthaceae. Gene Ontology annotation, cellular component: Golgi apparatus; endoplasmic reticulum.
ACGUGUAAAACGGCACUAGCUGAAACAAGUCCAUAAAUUGGCCCCACUCUCCAACCUCAAUGUGAUCUCCCCGACUUCUACUCCCUUCCCACCAAACACUGUCUUAAAUUUCCCGGACCAAAAUUACAUAAACAUGGAGAAUGAAACUGCUGCUGUAAUCGAACAAAUCCUAAGCGAAAACUCCGAUUUCGGUUUUAAUGGCGAUUCUUACUACUACAAUUCUAACAAUCAUUCAAAUUCUGAAUGGAAAACGGUGUCACGCCGUCAACGUAAACAAAAAGGAAAGUUUUCUGACUUGCCGGUAAAUUCCUCCGCUGGUGUUGAUCAUCGUCAUCGUCAAGUCGUCGAGGCUCAAUUGGCUGUCCUUGAUCAAUUUAAGAGUUUUUCCGGCGGUGAUUCUGUUGAAAACGGUGUCGUUGAACAUGAUGACAAUGCUGAUGUUGUAGAGGCUGAGAAGUCUAAGCCUAAAAAGGUUAAGAAGCCUAAGGUUUCGAUUUCUCAAGCUGCUGAUGAAAUUGAUGCUGAUCAUCUUGCUGCUUAUCUUGUUGAUAUUUCUGUAACUUAUGAAUCGCAGCCGGAUAUACAGCUGAUGAGAUUCGCGGAUUUUUAUGGGAAAGCUUUUGGUUCGGUGGGAUCAACGCAGUUUCCCUGGUUAAAGAUUUUGAAAGAAUCAAGUGUUUCAGAGAUGGUUGAUAUACCUCUUUGUCAUGUACCUUCUGCUGUGUACAAGACUUCUAUGGAAUGGUUAAACAAACAAUCUGUUGAUGCUCUUGGUUCUUUUGUUUUAUGGCUUUGGGAUGACAUUCUUGCUGAUCUACCAACUCAUCAAGGAACUGUUAAGGGUUCCAAAAAGGUGGCUCGACUUCAACAACAAUCACCUCCUUCAAAGUGUCAGGUUGUGAAAUUUAUUGUGUUUGCAAUGGUACUUCGGCGAAAACCAGACGUAUUGUUCAACCAACUACCUAUCUUGAAGGAAGGCCAAAAAUACUUUGGUCGAGAGAAACUUUACCUCACUAUCUGGGUGAUUACUCAGGCUUGCCAGGGAGAUUUGGUUGUAGGAUUGUAUAUGUGGAUCCAAGUUCUUUUGCCAAUGCUAAGUGAGAACGCUGUUACUCCACAAUUCAGAGACUUGAUUUUGCAGCUGGUGGAAAGAAUUUUAUUAAUGCCAAAAGCUCGGCAAUUACUACUAAAUGGAGUUGUAAGAAAGGGAGAGCGCCUUGUGCCACCUGCAGCUCUUUUUACUCUAAUGAAACUGUCAUUCCCGUUGGCUUCUGCCAAAAUUAAGGAAACAGAUAGGUUCCAUGCGGUGUAUCCAAUCCUAAAAGAGGUUGCUUUGGCUGGGUCUUCUGGAGGCAAAGCAUUGAAACAAGUAUCCCAGCAGAUUUUUGACCUUGCUAUAAACGCUACCAAAGAAGGUGUUUAUUCACUAUCUGAAGAAGCCGUAGAUGUUGCUAUUUGGUGUUUGACUGAAAAUCAAGAAUGCUAUAAGCAAUGGGAUCGUUUGUAUUUGGACAAUAUCGAGGGAAGCGUCAUCAUUCUAAAGAAGCUAUUUGAAGGAAAGAAGUUUCUGUCUACUUUAGAAUCUUCUCCGGAAUCUAAUGUGGAGCAAGUGCAAACCAUUCUUCAGAGUUUCAAGAAAAAGACUGAACUAGCUUUGGCUGGAAAAGAGUUUGAAGAUCAGAAACGCUCGUUGAAUGAGGCCGAUAAAUAUUGCAAGUCUUUACUUGCCAAUUUCUCCAAAGGAUGGGGAAAGCGGGCUGCUGUGUUGUCUUCGAUUAUUGCAGUUACUGCUGCAAUUGCAUACACUAUGUUGCCAGACGAGCCCUCUUACUGGCAAAGACUUUAUCAAGGAUUAUAAAAAGUUUUACAUUCUAAAUUAGUUGCUGAGAGAUGCUUGAGAUCAUUUAUGAAUAAUUGGGGGAACGACGUGGUUCCCAUAAAAUAGAAGCAGCCCCAGACAUACCCAAAUAGAUUGUAUGUCAUGUAUUGUGUUUUCAGAGUAGAUAUGGAUAUGUUGGCGAUAAUAGUUGCAAGACGUUUCCCCAUUUUUUAGGAGUUUGAUUAAGAUUCGUUUGGUAGUCUUGCUAUUUUUUUUAUAGUGGUUUCGAACUCUGGAUACACCGUACCAACAUAACACAAGAGAGAAAAUUUAAAUAGAGAUAUACCAAUCAUGAAAGUGGAUUGCAUAAACUUUGAUUCCUGCUUUAAUACUUAGUAUCAAUGUUGUAUUUAGAUAUUAUGUUUUUAUGUUAAUUAUAUUGGUUUAAUAAUACGCGAUUUCAUUACAUAACUAAUUCUAUUAUAUGUACAUGUAUUUUGUUUUGUAAUGCCACAUAUGUUAGUUUGUUAAGAGGUUGUUAUACAUCUUUCAACCUCAUGUAUAUAUAUGUGUCUCGAUGAAUAAGAAAUCUCUUUUCUUCUC